Nicrophorus vespilloides is the source of this 801-nucleotide messenger RNA. RefSeq lists its product as uncharacterized. The record is from RefSeq and is a predicted model, not a curated record. Bases 282 to 605 code for a protein of 107 amino acids. The transcript has 2 exons. NCBI's taxonomy places the organism in Eukaryota, Metazoa, Arthropoda, Insecta, Coleoptera, Silphidae.
UUGUAUAACUAACUGUAAAUCUGAGUAUCUGAGUUGUUUCCAUCCAUCGAGAGACCCACUUCGAUCCGUCGUCGUAACUGUACAUCGUAAUAUUGGUAUUCAAGCACCAGACCGGGCAACAGUUAAAAAAAAAAAGAAGGAAAAAGUGUGUAUUCAUAUAAGUCGCAAAAUUGUUCCGUGCUAUGUCAAUGGGACGACGCGUUUUCCGUUUCAGGACGAACCGAUUUGUUCUUUAGUUUACCACGAGAACGAACCCAGUGAACACCUCAACCAAAACCAUCAUGAGUAUUAAGAUGUUGAAAACAGCCUUGAUUUUGGCGCUAGUUCUAGCGGUUCUGGUGAACACCGAAGCGAAACGCAAGAGGAAAAGCGCGAGUGAUAAAGCUAUGAUCUUGAGGCAGAAAGAAACGAACGCAGUCGAUUUUAUCAGAUUAGCUGUGAUGAGAUUAAUUUAUGGGAUAGCUACAAGGAUAGGACUUGGUGAGCAAAUUUCCGAAGCUCUGAACGGGGCUUUCGUUCCUCCUGGAGUUGAUGAUGAUUACAGCGAUUACAACGGUUUCGGAGGAUUGUUGGAUAGGGAGGACGAUGAUGACUACGACUACUGAAUCUCACGAACAAGUUGAAAAACGAAGCAUACCAAAGUUACAAAUCAAAGUCUAAUAUUUAUUUAUUUAUUUAUUUUAUCGGUAUUUAUUUAAACGAUUACUUACAUACACUAAAUACAGUUUUUGUACAUACAAAUCUAAUUUACUUAUUUCUAUAUCUUCCGCUAAACACAUACAAAUCAUUGAGGAAGAAACU